Molecule: messenger RNA, 3439 nt
Organism: Coturnix japonica (Japanese quail)
Lineage: Eukaryota; Metazoa; Chordata; Aves; Galliformes; Phasianidae
Gene: SKOR2
Product: SKI family transcriptional corepressor 2
Biological process (GO): negative regulation of transcription by RNA polymerase II; negative regulation of BMP signaling pathway
Cellular component (GO): transcription regulator complex; nucleus; cytoplasm
Molecular function (GO): RNA polymerase II cis-regulatory region sequence-specific DNA binding; SMAD binding; DNA-binding transcription factor activity, RNA polymerase II-specific
Source: RefSeq, a predicted model, not a curated record
CGAGCCCCGACCCACCCGCGGCACAUCCUCGGCGGCACGGGCGGGAGAGAAACUUCCACGGAUACCGACCCGGGGGUGGGACUGAUGGAACUGGGGAGGACAGCUAACGGGGGAGCUUCGCCGUUUUGAUGCCCGGUGGGAAAAGGAGCGGAGAGAGUUCGGGGAUCGCCGUGGGUGUCUCUGGGACAGAUCGGCGCUGAGAUUUUCGUCUGGACAGCUGGAGAACAGCGGCCCCCCUGGCAUUGAAGAGAUGGCAACCAGCCCCCUGCCUGCUCCCACGGACAUUUUGCUGCCAUCUCCAUCCGGCACGUACCCACCAGACCCCAUGAACCAACAGCAGCGUGCUGGCCACGCCGCCAUGAAACCCAACCAAGUGGGGCAGGUGAUCCUCUAUGGCAUCCCCAUCGUCUCACUGGUGAUCGAUGGGCAGGAGAGGCUGUGCCUGGCACAGAUCUCCAACACUCUGCUCAAAAACUUCAGUUACAACGAGAUCCACAACCGACGCGUGGCCCUGGGCAUCACCUGCGUGCAGUGCACACCAGUGCAGCUGGAGAUCCUGCGGCGCGCCGGGGCCAUGCCCAUCUCCUCUCGGCGCUGCGGGAUGAUCACCAAGCGGGAGGCAGAGAGGCUCUGCAAAUCCUUCCUGGGGGAGAACCGUCCACCCAAGCUGCCUGAUAACUUCGCUUUCGAUGUGUCCCAUGAGUGUGCCUGGGGGUGCCGGGGGAGCUUCAUCCCUGCCCGCUACAACAGCUCACGCGCCAAGUGCAUCAAGUGCACCUACUGCAGUAUGUAUUUCUCCCCCAACAAAUUCAUCUUCCACUCGCACCGCACUCCCGACGCCAAAUACACGCAGCCUGACGCUGCCAACUUCAACUCCUGGCGCCGCCACCUCAAGCUGACCGACAAGAGCCCCCAGGACGAGCUGGUCUUUGCCUGGGAGGAUGUCAAGGCCAUGUUCAAUGGCGGAAGUCGCAAGCGGGCGCUGCCACCCACACCCACUGCCACCACUCCUGGGACCACUGCUGUCCCCCAGUGCCACGCACUGGGCUCGGUGAAGGCAGCAGCUGUGGUGGGGGGUGGCUUGCUGGCCCCACACCUUCUGGCCGCAGCACCCCAGGAGCUGCAGCAGAAGCGGCCACGCUUCGAGGAGGAUGAGGAACUGCAUGAGGCCGUGGCAGUGGCAGGAGGCAAGAGCCCACGGAGCUACCCACUCAUCCCGGUGCCCAGCAAAGGGGCCUUUGGAGGAGUGCUGCAGAAGUUUCCAGGCUGUGGGGGGCUCUUCCCACAUCCCUAUGGCUUCCCUGCAGCCUUUGGGCUCUGCCAUAAGAAAGAGGAGGGCAGCAGUGCGGGUGAUGCCCUUGGAGGGACGGCAGCCCACAAAGCUGGAGGAGGGACAGCAGGUGGCGGGGGGCUCUCUGGGCUCUUCUGGCCCGGAAGGAAGGAUGCAGCCUUCUACCCACCCUUCUGCAUGUUCUGGCCACCCCGCACACCAGGUGCACUGCCAGUGCCCACCUAUCUGCAGCCCCCUCCUCAGCCACCUGGAGCAACGCUGGGCUGCGCACUGGGGGACGGCGCUCUCAGGCAGGCCUUCCUGGACCUCUCGGAGCCUGAAGCAGCGGCCUCAGAGCCUGCAUCGCCUUCUGCUUCGGAUGGAGGGAAUGGGGCAAGCGGAGCCCGUGUCCCCCCACACCCAAUGGAAGCUGCUGGAGGCCAUAAGGCUGCCAGGGGAGGAUACCACCACUCCAGCGCCUUCCGCCCAGUUGGGGGCAAGGAGGAUUCAGAGAGCCUGGCCAAGCUGCAUGGUGGUGGCCCGCAUCGCCCUGCAUCUCCACUGCAGCUCCUGCUUCCCCCACCACCCCCCCCACCACCCCCUCCACCACCACCACCCGAGGAUGGGGGCUGUGAGCGGCCUCCAUACCCCCCAGCAGGAACCUUUGCCAGCGAGGACAGCAGCGAGGAGGAGGAGGAGGAGGAGGAGGAAGAGGAGGACGAGCCUGAGGUGGACGUCGAAGGGCACAAACCCCCUGAUGAGGAAGAAGAAGAGGAUGAGGAGGAUGAGGAGGAGGAAGGCGAGGAGGACACCGACCCCCUGACGCCCACCACCCGCUUCCCACCCAGCAGGGCUCUGCCAGAGAAGGCCGGGCAGGACCGCCCCACCACCACCAGCCACCCCUUUGCCCGUCCGCCUGCAGAGGAGAAGCUGGGGGAGGGCCAGGCCCCCAGGGCAGGCAGCGGAGGCAGCAGCCCAGUGCAGCACCUGGCGCUGGAGGAACCACCCUGCUACAAAGAUAAUCAGAAGAGCAAGGAGGGAAACCAAGUCGUCCUGCCCACAAAGGAGGAUAACUUUUCAGAUAAGAGCAAGGAGCAUAAUUUCUUCAUCACGGAUUCUGAGCCUUCGGGAGGGGACUUCUGGAGAGAUGUAGCAGGUGAACACACACAAGAAACCAACUCACCUCAUUCACUGAAGAAGGACGUAGAAAACAUGGGGAAAGAGGAACUCCAGAAGGUUUUGUUUGAGCAGAUCGACUUACGGAGGAGGCUGGAGCAGGAGUUCCAGGUGUUGAAAGGAAACGCAUCUUUCCCAGUAUUCAACAAUUUCCAAGAUCAGAUGAAACGAGAGCUGGCUUACAGAGAAGAAAUGGUGCAGCAGCUACAAAUAAUUCCCUAUGCAGCAAGCUUGAUCAGGAAAGAAAAGCUGGGUGCACACCUCAGCAAAAGCUAAAGAAGCGCUGGACCUUUUGCAGCUGUUCCCUUGUAAAUAAAAACCCGCCGUUCUGAAAUCUAACUUGUAUAAAGACUGAUAAAAUGGAAGUGCUUGGGGAUAUAAAGAACAAGUAAAACAAAUCAGGUUCCUCCGAACUCAAGGACAAGUGACCUCAAAAACAUCAUGGACAACCAUGUAAAAUAGAACGUAGCAGCCAUUCAUUAGUAAAAACAAAACAAAACGAAACGGGAAAAAAAAAAAAAAAAUUAAAAAAAUGCCUGUCCUGGAUCUUUUUUGGUGGUACCAAAGUUUAAGUCUUUGUGUUUUUAGAAGGACUACUAAACCUAAUAGAGGAAACGCUUUUGAUGAAUCACACACACACACAAGCAGCGAAGAGAAACGACGAUCCUUCCAACGCUACGGACACCGACAGCAUCCUCCAGAUCAUCUUUUGCUUUUGCAUAGUGAUUGUCUUACGGGAAGAAACUGGCUUUGAGACGGAGCCACACUGGGAUGGAAGGAUAAAAAAGCGUGAGCCAUACACAGUGCUUUUUAAAAGCAGACUGGAAACUCUCAUUACCCCCCCCCCCUCCUCCUUGGUCCCUUUCUCCUCUGGUAUUUUGCCUGCUGUAUGAAUUAAGAUUGUACUCUUCUGGAAAUAUUUUACAAUUUAAUAUUGAGUGUAAUUAAGAAUAUAAUCACUGUUAUCAAAAAAAAAAAAAAAAAGAAAGAAAA